AUGUCUGUUCUUACGGAUGAUGAGCUUGGGACAGAUAGUUGGAAGCAUGUGAACAAAGUUAAGAAAGAACAUGUAUACAACAUGAUCAAGCGAGUCUUUCACUAUGAGGACGAUGCCGGAGGAAAAAUAAAGCGCGGAAUUAUGAAGAGGAUAGGAAAGAACUGGAAGGAUACAAGGCACAACUUGUAUCAUAAGUGUUACAAAGAAACAAGGACUUAUGAGGAAAAUCUUGAGCAUUGCCAAAAAGGAAUAGAAGAAAAUGAAUGGAAACGGUUCCUUAACUAUUGCCAGAAGGAAAAAACAAAGGAAGCAAUUGCGAAUGUUGAGAGGCAGGAUGAAUCCUCUAAGCACCUUUCACAAAAUGAUUUGCUAGCACAAGUUCUUAGAAAGGAGCACCCAGGACGAGUUCAUGCCUUAGGUGCCGGACCAUGUCCCACCCAAGUCUUUAGUAAUGUUGCUGGACAACUGUCGGGUUCUGCAGAGCCCAAUGAAGAGUAUGAGAGGAGAAUUGCAGAAUUGACGGCUAAGCUAGAAGAAGAGUAG
Messenger RNA from Arachis duranensis, 543 nucleotides. RefSeq lists its product as uncharacterized. The transcript has 4 exons. NCBI's taxonomy places the organism in Eukaryota, Viridiplantae, Streptophyta, Magnoliopsida, Fabales, Fabaceae. The record is from RefSeq and is a predicted model, not a curated record. Bases 1 to 543 code for a protein of 180 amino acids.